Molecule: messenger RNA, 288 nt
Organism: Emys orbicularis (European pond turtle)
Lineage: Eukaryota; Metazoa; Chordata; Testudines; Emydidae
Gene: PPDPFL
Product: pancreatic progenitor cell differentiation and proliferation factor like
Exons: 4
Coding region: 1-288 (95 amino acids)
Biological process (GO): multicellular organism development; cell differentiation
Source: RefSeq, a predicted model, not a curated record
AUGGCAUCUGUGCCUUCAGCUGGCUGCCUCCUGGCCAAGAAUCAGUACUACAGAGCUCGAUUGAAUUCUGAAUCCAGUGUUUCAUCAGGUAGUUCAUCCUUCUGUUCUGAUCCCGUGAACUUCUCAGACCAGGAUAAAGCCCAUCAUGGGUUACCUGAAUUAUUUGAUAAAUGCUGGUGGAUAAAAAACUUUUUCCAUUCUGAACCAUCUACUUCUCCAAACGUGAAUGGAAAAACAUUAUCGACCAGCAGAUCACUUGGACAGCUGAAUGACAAAUCACAUGUGUGA